Nyctereutes procyonoides (raccoon dog) is the source of this 2675-nucleotide messenger RNA. It is a transcript of the gene POLM, whose product is annotated as DNA polymerase mu. Gene Ontology annotation, molecular function: DNA binding; DNA-directed DNA polymerase activity. Gene Ontology annotation, cellular component: nucleus. The transcript is spliced from 11 exons. The record is from RefSeq and is a predicted model, not a curated record. Gene Ontology annotation, biological process: double-strand break repair via nonhomologous end joining. The coding region runs from base 244 to 1722 and encodes 492 amino acids. NCBI's taxonomy places the organism in Eukaryota, Metazoa, Chordata, Mammalia, Carnivora, Canidae.
ACUUCCCAGCCCCUCCACGAGUCAUUUGCAUAUAAGGCGUGUCCUCCGGCGCUAUUUGCAUGGAGCCCGGGCGCCGCGCCGACUGGAUCCCGGGGAGCGCCUGCGGGCCCGGAGCGGCCUGAUUUGCCUGGGGGAGGCCUCUCGCCGGGACCCCCAGGUGCCGCUUCCCCUUCCAGCGGCCUUCGCCGCCUUUCUCCCGAUUUCCGCGUGCCUUUUCCGGCGCCUGCCCGCGGCCGAGACAGGAUGCUCCCGAAGCGGCGGCGAGCGCAGGUCGGGGCCCCCGGCGGCCCUGCCUCCUCCGAGGCGCGCUUCCCCGGCGUCGCCAUCUACCUGGCCGAGCCACACAUGGGCCGCAGCCGCCGGGCCUUCCUCACGCGCCUGGCGCUCUCCAAGGGCUUCCGGGUCCUGGAUGCCUACAGCUCUGAGGUGACACACGUGGUGAUGGAACAGACCUCAGCAGAGGAGGCCAGCCACUGGCAGGAGCACAGGGCGGCCGCAGCCUCUCCCCAGCGAUGCUCCCGCCCAGCACUGCUGGACAUAAGCUGGUUCACAGAAAGCAUGGCAGCCGGGCAGCCGGUACCCGUGGAGUGCCGGCACCGCCUGGAGGUGGCUGCGCCCAGGAAAGGGCUGCCCUGCCCAGCGAGGAUGCUGCCCUAUGCCUGCCAGCGGCCCACACCCCUCACACACCACAACAGCAGCCUCUCUGAGGCCCUGGAGAUGCUGGCGGAGGCCGCAGGCUUUGAGGGCAGCGAGGGCCGCUUCCUCUCCUUCCAUAGGGCAGCCGCAGUGCUCAAGGCCCUUCCAAGCCCGGUCACGGCCCUGAGCCAGCUGCAGGGGCUGCCACACUUUGGGGAACACUCCCGCAGGGUCGUCCAGGAGCUGCUGGAACAGGGAGUGUGUGAGGAAGUAGAGAGAGUCCGGCUCUCGGAGCGGUACCAAACCAUGAAGCUUUUCACGGGGAUCUUCGGCGUUGGGGUAAAGACUGCUGACCGGUGGUACCGGGAAGGGCUGCGGACCCUGGACAGCCUCCAGGAGCAGCCCCAGAGGCUGACCCAGCAGCAGAAAGCAGGGCUCCAGCACUACCGGGACCUGAGCACCCCGGUCAAGCGGCCCGACGCCGAGGCGCUGCUGCAGCUGGUGAAGGCAGCUGUGGCGCCCGUCCUGCCUGGGGCCACUGUGACACUGGCUGGCGGCUUCCGGAGGGGGAAGUUGCAGGGCCACGACGUGGACUUGCUCCUCAGCCACCCCCAGGAGGGCCGGGAGGCGGGGCUGCUGCCCAGAGUGAUGCAGUGCCUGGAGAAGCAGGGCCUCGUCCUGUACCAGCAGCACCACCCAGGCGGCUGUGGACACGCCGAGCCCCCGCCCCGCCAGAGCCACCCCAUGGAUGCCUUUGAGAGGACUUUCUGCAUUCUUGGCCUGCCUCAGCCCUCAGGGGUGCCUGUGGGGAGCACCCAGGGGCCCUGCCCCACCCGGAAGGCUGUGCGGGUGGACCUGGUGGCCGUCCCCAUCAGCAGGCUCCCCUUCGCCCUGCUGGGCUGGACAGGCUCCAAGCACUUCCAGAGGGAGCUGCGCCGCUUCUGCCGGAAGGAGAGGGGGCUGUGGCUGAACAGCUGCGGGCUUUUUGAUCCAGAGCAGAAGAUGCUUUUCCAUGCAGCUUCGGAGGAAGACAUAUUCAGGCACCUGGGCCUUGAGUACCUUCCCCCGGAGCAGAGAAAUGCCUGAACCUACCCACUGGCCGCUCUGCUCCGCUCAGCUCCAGCAAGCCAGGCCCUGUGGGCUCCAGGGAGAAGAGACCUGGGCAUCCCCAUGCCCUCUGGCCCCUGACUGGGAGCCCCAGCUAUGUGGGGUCCUGCUCCCUGACCCAGGCCCCGUGGGCCCCAGGUCCUGCCCACCCUCCUCCCCCCACCACCCCCCCCUCCCACUUCCAGUCCGAUGAAAUGAAAUGAGCACGUGGAAGCAACCAAGCUGUGUUCUGAAUGUGCCACUGGUGCCUGGGAGAGCGCUGCCUGCUUCUGCCAGAGGCCACCUACCAGGGCCCCAGGCCCCCAUAAGCCGCAGGGUAUCACUGGGCACAGAGGGGGAUCAUGGCUGUGUGACCCUGGGCCCAUGGGGACAGGAACAGCACCACGUGUGCGGUGGGCGGGCUGCAGGGCCAGAGGUGGCGUAUGGUGGCCUCCCGGACCCGAGAAAGGGGCUGGGACCUGGAGCUCUUUCCCACCAGGAGUCCUUGGGGCCACUGCUGGCAUCUGCAGAUGGAUGGGCACAGAGGUAGGGAGCUAGGGGUGGGGAGAGGACUUGCCCCACUGCCCCCACCUCCCAGCCUGGCCUCCUGUCUCUGCGUUGGCUCGUCCAAGGUCCCCUUCCCAGAAGGCAGGUCCCCAUUCUGGGAAUGGCGGGUCACUGGCGUCCCUCCCAGCUCCCAGCACUCCAGCAGUUCCCUACCUGCCUCCGGGGCCCCCAGGGGCCUGACACUCCUGCCUGCCCCCCUCUGCGACCCCGGGGCUCCUCUGCACUCCCAGUGCUCUGAGCAAGCUGAUGCCUCCCAGGGAGGGCCCUCUGCUGCUCACCCCCCAGGCAUGCCCAGGCUUUGCAGCUGGACAUCCCAGGUCUCCAGCUGAGGCCUUCCCUGGCCACUCACUGCAUUUAAAUAUAUUAAAGUAACACAGCGAGGUUGA